Messenger RNA from Phaethon lepturus (White-tailed tropicbird), 3466 nucleotides. RefSeq names its product protein tyrosine phosphatase, receptor-type, Z polypeptide 1 (gene PTPRZ1). The coding region runs from base 291 to 3380 and encodes 1029 amino acids. Gene Ontology annotation, molecular function: protein tyrosine phosphatase activity. Lineage: Eukaryota; Metazoa; Chordata; Aves; Phaethontiformes; Phaethontidae. The transcript has 21 exons. Gene Ontology annotation, biological process: peptidyl-tyrosine dephosphorylation. The record is from RefSeq and is a predicted model, not a curated record.
GCAGCUCAGAACCGGAAAAUGUUCAAUCCGAUCCAAAGAAUUAUACUAGUCUUCUUGUUACAUGGGAAAGACCUCGCGUUGUAUACGACACCACAAUUGAGAGAUUUGCCGUCUUUUAUCAACAGUUGGAUGGAGAAGACCAGACUAAGCAUGAGUUUCUGACAGAUGGGUAUCAGGACUUGGGGGCUAUUCUAAAUAAUCUGCUGCCCAAUACAAGUUAUGUUCUUCAGAUAGUUGCUGUUUGCUCUAAUGGUCUAUAUGGAAAAUACAGUGACCAAGUCAUUGUUGAUAUGCCUUUAGAGGACCCAGAGGCUGACCUCAUUCCUGAACUGAAUGAAACUGAAGAAUAUGAGGAUGAAGUUGAUGAAAAGGAAACAGAAGUGGAUGAAGAAACUGCAGUGAUUCCUAGCUCUGACAGUACAAUAAACCGAAUGAGGAAAGAUUUCCAGGUGACUACAUCCAGCUAUAGUCAAGAAAAAAUGGGGACAAAACCCAGUGAAGCUAAAACAAAUAGAUAUUUAACAAGAGAAGAAGAAUUGCAUGGUAAGGAUGAUGUUUUCAAAGCAGUAUAUUACCCUACUUCUCCACCUGUUAGUGAAAUUCCUGAAGAAGCGGAAGAUCCUUUUUUGGCAUCCCGAACAAUUACUGGAAUUCUUCCUCAACUCACUGACUCCACCAAAGGUGUGGAAGAAGAAUACAUAUACCUUUCUUCAGGCACUGAACCAACAAGAAUAACCACUACUGGCCACAGUGACGAAGAUUUCUUACUGUCUGCUUUUAAACCUCAUCAGGAAUCUGAUGAAUUUUGGAGUUCGGUUCUUACCACUUCUUCAGCACAGCUGGUUACAGAGGAGACCUCCCAAGAAGACACCCUUCCUUCAGGAAGCCCAGAUAUAAGCAUGCAUGAUGUUCUUUCCCAAGGCUCCGUUAAGUAUGUUUCAGAAGGUGUAGCACCCCCAAAGCAUACUUCUUCAACUGACGGAAAUUUAUGGUUUCAUAACGCUACAGAUCUGACAACUCAAUCUGUUGACACAUCGGAUAGCAGGCAAUUGUCUCAGACCAGUUACACUGAUGCUUAUGUAGAGGGAUUAAAGCCAGCUACAGUGCCCUAUUCCAGCAGCCCAGUGGUUUCACAAGACACUUCAGAUGCGGAUUUAGAACUGCCACAUUAUUCUACCUUUGCUUUCUCCUCUGCUGAAUUAUCACCUCACUCUAUCUCUUCAAGCUCUGGAGAAUAUGGUUCUGCUUCUGCUGCCAGUGAGGUACUCUCUCAGACAACUCAGCCAAUCUAUAAUGAGGCAAGUAAUAGUAGCCAUGAGUCUCGUAUCGGUCUAGCUGAGAGUCUGGAAUCAGAGAAGAAGACAGUUAUACCACUUGUGGUCGUAUCAGCCCUGACUUUUAUCUGUCUAGUGAUUCUUGUGGGUAUUCUCAUAUACUGGAGGAAAUGUUUCCAGACUGCUCACUUUUAUUUAGAAGAUAAUACAUCACCUCGAGUGAUUUCUGCUCCCCCAGCUCCAAUCUUCCCAGUCUCAGAUGAUGUUGGAGCAAUUCCAAUAAAGCAUUUUCCAAAACAUGUUGCAGAUUUACAUGCAAGUAAUGGUUUUUCUGAAGAAUUUGAGGAAAUCCAGAGCUGUACUGUAGACCUAGGUAUUACAUCAGACAGCUCUAAUCACCCCGACAACAAGAAUAAGAAUCGAUACAUAAACAUUGUUGCUUAUGAUCAUACUAGGGUUAAAUUAGCACAGCUUGCAGAAAAGGAUGGAAAACUGACUGAUUACAUUAAUGCCAACUACGUUGAUGGCUACAACAAGCCAAAAGCCUACAUUGCAGCUCAAGGGCCACUAAAAUCGACAGCAGAAGAUUUCUGGAGAAUGAUAUGGGAACACAACGUAGAAGUUAUUGUGAUGAUAACUAAUCUCGUUGAGAAAGGAAGGAGAAAAUGUGACCAGUACUGGCCUGCCGAAGGUAGCGAAGAGUAUGGGAACUUCUUGGUUACUCAGAAGGGUGUUCAUGUACUUGCCUAUUACACCGUAAGGAAUUUUACUCUUAGAAACACCAAGAUCAAAAAGGGUUCCCAGAAAGGGAGGUCUAGUGGACGCAUAGUAACUCAGUACCAUUAUACCCAGUGGCCUGACAUGGGCGUUCCAGAAUACACGCUGCCCGUCCUCACCUUCGUGCGGAAGGCAUCGCAUGCCAAGCGCCAUGCUGUCGGGCCUGUUGUGGUUCAUUGCAGUGCUGGUGUUGGAAGGACAGGCACAUACAUAGUGUUAGACAGCAUGCUGCAGCAAAUUCAGCAUGAAGGGACAGUCAACAUAUUUGGAUUCCUAAAACACAUACGUACCCAAAGGAACUACUUGGUGCAGACUGAGGAGCAAUAUAUCUUCAUUCACGAUGCAUUGGUCGAAGCGAUACUCAGUAAAGAAACAGAAGUCCCUGAGACUCAUAUUCAUGCCUAUGUUAAUGCUCUCUUGAUACCUGGACCAACAGGAAAGACCAGACUGGAGAAACAAUUCAAGUUACUGAGCCAGUCUAACACACAGCAGUGUGAUUAUUCAACGGCUCUCAAACAGUGCAACAGAGAAAAGAACCGAACUUCAUCCAUCAUUCCUGUGGAAAGAUCUAGAGUGGGUAUCUCAUCACUGUCUGGUGAAGGGACAGACUACAUCAAUGCUUCCUAUAUCAUGGGCUAUUAUCAAAGUAAUGAAUUCAUUAUUACCCAACAUCCCUUACUACACACUAUCAAGGAUUUCUGGAGAAUGAUAUGGGACCAUAAUGCCCAGCUAAUAGUCAUGCUUCCUGAUAGCCAGAAUAUGGCUGAAGAUGAAUUUGUAUACUGGCCAAACAAAGAUGAGCCUAUAAACUGUGAGAGUUUCAAAGUUACUAUGAUUGCUGAAGAACACAAGUGUCUGUCCAAUGAGGAGAAGCUCAUAAUCCAAGACUUUAUUUUAGAAGCUACACAGGAUGACUAUGUACUUGAAGUGAGGCAUUUUCAGUGUCCAAAAUGGCCAAAUCCUGAUAGUCCUAUUAGUAAAACUUUUGAACUGAUCAGCAUCAUCAAAGAGGAAACUUCCAACCGUGAUGGACCCAUGAUUGUACAUGACGAGCAUGGAGGGGUGACAGCAGGCACUUUCUGUGCAUUAACAACACUGAUGCAUCAACUGGAAAAUGAGAAUUCAGUGGAUGUUUACCAGGUAGCAAAGAUGAUAAAUUUGAUGAGACCUGGAGUCUUUACAGACAUUGAACAGUACCAGUUUCUGUACAAAGCUAUUCUCAGCCUUGUCAGCACAAGGCAAGAGGAAAACCCUUCAGCAUCUAUGGACAGUAAUGGCUCAGCUUUACCCGAUGGAAAUGCGGCUGAAAGUUUAGAAUCUCUAGUUUAAUUAACACAUCAAAUUAAACACACACACAUACCUACAUCACACCAGUUGCAUCUGGAGUUUACCAUUAAUAUUUUCAGUUUUAUACU